AUGGACAAGAAAUGGAAGCUAUCGAAAGAAGAUCCAUGCAACCAUUCAUCAAAAUCAUCAUCACUUUUAAGAAGCAUAUCACAAAAAAACUCAACAAAAUCACCUCUUUUGAGGUCAUUUUCACAAAAGAGUAGCUCCACGAAUUCUAAAUCUUCUUUCUUUUCAAGAAGCUCAUCACAGAAGAACAAGUGUGCUCCAUCGGAUCUAUCAAGAAGUUCUUCACAAAAAUGUGCAAACUUCACACGCAAAUGUGGUAGCUUGGCGAAGGAACAGAAGGCGAGAUUUUAUAUUGUGAAGAGAUGUGUCACAAUGCUGAUUUGA
This is a messenger RNA of Lactuca virosa, 321 nucleotides long. The record is from the annotation of a GenBank genome assembly. NCBI's taxonomy places the organism in Eukaryota, Viridiplantae, Streptophyta, Magnoliopsida, Asterales, Asteraceae.